GUCCAACGUAUUUGGGUUUUGUUACACUGGUUUCUGGUCUGUGGAUCCAGGCGUUGAAGUCAGCUAAUAGCUUUCACUGGUUUACGGUCGACGUGAUGAUUAAGAAAGGAUGUUCAUCGCCUGUCCGAUGAUGACGUCCAUUUAGCAGCAUUGCCAUCGCUGCAGGCCGUAUGACAUCGGAAUCCGCGCGCGGGCGGACUCGCAUCUCGCGGGUGUGACGUCAUUGGCGCGGCGCAACAGCUGGGCUGCUGGGCUGCUGGGCGGAGCUGGGCUGGAAAAGUUGCUUGAAUGACAUUUUGUGAAGCGCUGGCGAUCCUCGGCUCUCCUCGCUCCCGCACCGUACCAUGGAUUUCAAUGUCAAACGACUAGCGGCAGACGCCGGCACGUUUCUAAGCCGUGCUGUACAAUUUACAGAGGAGAAACUCGGCCAGGCUGAAAAAACGGAGUUGGAUGCCCAUUUGGAAAACCUUUUGGCCAGAGCUGAGUGCACCAAGCAAUGGACAGAAAGAAUUAUGAAGCAGACAGAGGUCUUACUGCAGCCAAACCCAAAUGUCCGGCUAGAGGAAUUUGUAUACGAGAAACUGGAGAAAAAAGCCCCUACACGAAUGAACAACCAUGAACUGCUGGGUGAAUCCAUGAUAGACUCUGGAAAUGAGUUUGGUCCAGGAACAGCCUAUGGAAAUGCCCUGAUAAAAUGUGGUGAGACGGAGAAGCAGAUUGGUGGAGCAGAGCGGGAAUUCAUCCAUAGCUCAGCCAUCAACUUCCUUACACCUUUGAGGAACUUUCUAGAGGGUGAUUUCAAAACCAUCCUGAAAGAACGGAAGCUGUUGCAGGUUAAGCGUUUGGAUCUGGACGCAGCCAAAACCAGGCUAAAGAAAGCCAGGAUGGCUGACGCUAGAGUUGUGGCAGAGCAAGAGCUGCGAAUGACCCAGAGUGAGUUUGACAGACAGGCAGAGAUCACCCGCCUGCUGCUGGAGGGCGUCAGCAGCACUCACGCUCACCACCUCCGCUGCCUGGUUGACUUUGUGGAGGCUCAGACUACGUACUACGCACAGUGUUACCAGUAUAUGGUGGAUCUCCAAAAACAGCUGGGCAGUUUCCCUGCUUCGUUCACCAACAACAACCAGUCAACGGCAUCAGGCGGGGCCAGUAUCUCGGUCCCCACCAUCCCCGUGUCAGCCUCCCUGCCCAGCCCGUCUCUGGGACGCAGUGGGCCCGGCGCAUCGGGUGGCUUCAGUGAACUGCGGAGCUCUAGCGGCAGUCGGAAGGCUCGCGUCCUCUACGACUAUGACGCUGCCGGCAGCAGUGAGCUCUCCCUAUUGGCUGAUGAGGUGAUCACCGUCAGCAGCGUGCCGGGCAUGGACUCAGACUGGCUGAUGGGUGAGCGGGGCAACCAGAAGGGCAAGGUGCCAAUUACCUACCUGGAGCUACUAAACUGAGAAGCUGCAGGUAGAGGAGAAACUCCAGAUCUCCUCCCAACAAACAAGCCCUUCUAACCCUCCCCCAUCUCCUCCACCUUUCACCCUUCUGUUGUCCAGGCUGAGAUUUCAUAUUUAUAUCAUUUUUGUGGGGACGGGCCUCACUUUCAAUCUUGCUCAGUCGAUUUCUGUCCAGGCAUUAACGUUUUAGUGCUGAAUGAACUGUUUAUUUGAAUUGAAUGAGAGCGAGUCCCAGAUGGAAGACUGAAUGAGACUCUCAGCUAUAUUUUCUUAAGAGAAUGAAUGAACGAAUUAAUGAAAUCUGAGUAAAAGAACAGGAAAUGGACCCAUUCCCUAUUGGGUAUGCGACUUGCAGUACAUUUCUCAAACCUGCCUCUCUGCCUGUUUCUUCUGUGUCCUUUUGCCUCCAUGCAAACUGCAAUACUUACCAGAAUUUCUCCUAAACUGCAUAUUUUUUAAAAAGUUUUUUUAUUUGUUUACAGUGUAUAACUCAGAUGGUGACCUGAAGUGCUUUUGAAGUGGUCUAUAUACUAGCUGCCAGUUAGUCCACGGGUUUCUGCGACCAAUGACAGAUGAGAAAGAGAUUUUUUUUUUAAUAUUUGCUAAAAAGCACUUCGAUUUGAGCCUGAAAGGGAUGCUGCUUUUUUAUAAAUCAAAGUCUUAUUUUAUGAAUUAACAAGUCUGACGCAGCAUCCUUCACUGACAUCGAGAAGAUGAGUUGUUCUUAAAGCAGCCCUAGUGGACAGUUUGUGUAUUGUGAGUGAGCGGCCCGGGUAAUUUGGAUGAAGGUCCUAGAUACCGUUUGAAGUGCCUGUGAAAAUAUUUACAUGGUUGAUCCAACCUUCAGCCGUGGUCGACUGAUGCCCUCGGAGGAUCGACAGUUAAAAAGUAUUAGAUGAAAAGCCAUUUCAAACUCUCCUGCCUUCGUACUCGGCCCCUGGUCUUUCAAUGGGAGUUGAUCGAGAACCGGGGACCGGCGUUUCCACUUCCUAUAUUGUAUUUAGCGAAGCGUGUCACAGAGAUGACACGUGUUUUUAAGUUAUUACCAUGGGGUAUUUUUUGACGAUAGUACAAGGGGUCAAAAGGGGACAUGUUUUCUGCCUCUGGUGUCGCUAGGCCCUAUGUGUACUUGGAAGAGUAUCAGUGCCUUACAGGAAAGUAGUAGGUUGACUUUAGUCUUUACUAACACGUGUCUCUGUUUUCCCCUGGAGUCCCUCAGCUCUUCUCACAUUAAGGUGAAUACGCGCAUCAUUGCAUUCUGGGAGUUAAAAGUAUAUUAUUAAACAGAUGCUUUUUGUUAUUUGCGUAACUAAUAUAAUAGCAUACAAUUGUAAAAUGGAUAUAUGCAAUAUAUGCAUUAAAGUCAUGAAAUGUAACUUAUCUUUGUUGGGGUUUGAGUUUUUUUCCG
Molecule: messenger RNA, 2847 nt
Organism: Lampris incognitus (smalleye Pacific opah)
Lineage: Eukaryota; Metazoa; Chordata; Actinopteri; Lampriformes; Lampridae
Gene: sh3glb1a
Product: SH3-domain GRB2-like endophilin B1a
Exons: 10
Coding region: 345-1439 (364 amino acids)
Biological process (GO): membrane organization
Cellular component (GO): cytoplasm; membrane
Molecular function (GO): protein binding
Source: RefSeq, a predicted model, not a curated record